Molecule: messenger RNA, 5946 nt
Organism: Oryzias latipes (Japanese medaka)
Lineage: Eukaryota; Metazoa; Chordata; Actinopteri; Beloniformes; Adrianichthyidae
Biological process (GO): proteolysis
Molecular function (GO): serine-type endopeptidase activity
Source: RefSeq, a predicted model, not a curated record
GAUAGUUAUUCGACUAAAGACUGCAGACAUGGCUCUGAAGCUGAUCUUUGUGGUGGCUCUGCAGACUCUCUUCAUAAAAGAGUCGGUGUCGCAGCUUUCUGUUUGUGGUCUGGCAAAUUUGAACAACAGGAUUGUUGGAGGACAAAAUGCUCCUGCAGGGUUCUGGCCUUGGCAGGUCAGUCUGCAGACAUCUUCACACUUCUGUGGAGGAUCCCUCAUCAACAACCAGUGGGUGCUGACGGCUGCUCACUGCUUUCCAAGUGGCAGUGCAUCUGGUGUGACUGUAGUUCUGGGUCUUCAGAGUCUGCAGGGAUCCAACCCCAACAGAGUGUCUCGAACAAUAACAACUUUAAUCAUUCAUCCGAACUACAACUCAGAGACAUCGGAUAACGACAUCGCCCUCCUGCAGCUCUCCUCACCAGUAACCUUCAACAACUACAUUACUCCAGUCUGUCUGUCUGCCACCAACAGCACCUUCUACAGCGGCGUCAACACCUGGGUCACCGGCUGGGGCAACAUUGGAAGUGGAGUCUCCCUUCCUGCCCCACAAACCCUUCAGGAAGUACAAGUACCUAUUGUGGGAAACAGACGGUGUAAGUGCAGCUAUGGAGCCAGCUCAAUCACUGACAACAUGGUGUGUGCCGGGUUACUGGAAGGAGGCAAAGACUCUUGUCAGGGAGACUCUGGAGGUCCACUGGUGAUUAAGCAGAACAACCGCUGGAUCCAAGCAGGAGUUGUGAGUUUUGGAAUAGGUUGUGCUCUACCUAAUUUCCCAGGAGUCUACACCAGAGUGUCCCAGUACCAGACCUGGAUCAAUACCCAAAUCACCAGCAAUCAGCCGGGCUUUAUCGCCUUCACCUCCAAUGGAACUGACAGUGACCUCAGUGUGUCGUGUCCAGGAGUGCCACCAAUUGCUACUACUGCCACAACUAUACCUAUUACAAGAACUUAUGUAUCUCUAAUACCAACUAAAACCAUCACAACUAUAACAACCAUGAAGCGCCCAACAACUGCAACUACAACUAAACCUACAACAACCGCCACCCAUUCAACAACCACUACAGCAAAAACUACAACCCGGCCACCAACCGCCACCCAUUCAACAACAACUACAGCAAAAACUACAAACCGACCACCAACCACCACACCCAAAGAGUCGGUGUCGCAGCUUUCUGUUUGUGGUCUGGCAAAUUUGAACAACAGGAUUGUUGGAGGACAAAAUGCUCCUGCAGGGUUCUGGCCUUGGCAGGUCAGUCUGCAGACAUCUUCACACUUCUGUGGAGGAUCCCUCAUCAACAACCAGUGGGUGCUGACGGCUGCUCACUGCUUUCCAAGUGGCAGUGCAUCUGGUGUGACUGUAGUUCUGGGUCUUCAAAGUCUGCAGGGAUCUAACCCCAACAAUGUGUCUCGAACAAUAACAAGACUAAUCAUUCAUCCGAACUACAACUCAAAUGAUAACGACAUCGCCCUCCUGCAGCUCUCCUCACCAGUAAACUUCACCAACUACAUUUCUCCAGUCUGUCUGUCUGCCACCAACAGCACCUUCUACAGCGGCGUCAACACCUGGGUCACCGGCUGGGGCAACAUUGGAAGUGGAGUCUCCCUUCCUGCCCCACAAACCCUUCAGGAAGUACAAGUACCUAUUGUGGGAAACAGACGGUGUAAGUGCAGCUAUGGAGCCAGCUCAAUCACUGACAACAUGGUGUGUGCCGGGUUACUGGAAGGAGGCAAAGACUCUUGUCAGGGAGACUCUGGAGGUCCACUGGUGAUUAAGCAGAACAACCGCUGGAUCCAAGCAGGAGUUGUGAGUUUUGGAAUAGGUUGUGCUCUACCUAAUUUCCCAGGAGUCUACACCAGAGUGUCCCAGUACCAGACCUGGAUCAAUACCCAAAUCACCAGCAAUCAGCCGGGCUUUAUCGCCUUCACCUCCAAUGGAACUGACAGUGACCUCAGUGUGUCGUGUCCAGGAGUGCCACCAAUUGCUACUACUGCCACAACUAUACCUAUUACAAGAACUUAUGUAUCUCUAAUACCAACUAAAACCAUCACAACUAUAACAACCAUGAAGCGCCCAACAACUGCAACUACAACUAAACCUACAACAACCGCCACCCAUUCAACAACCACUACAGCAAAAACUACAACCCGGCCACCAACCGCCACCCAUUCAACAACAACUACAGCAAAAACUACAAACCGACCACCAACCACCACACCCAAAGAGUCGGUGUCGCAGCUUUCUGUUUGUGGUCUGGCAAAUUUGAACAACAGGAUUGUUGGAGGACAAAAUGCUCCUGCAGGGUUCUGGCCUUGGCAGGUCAGUCUGCAGACAUCUUCACACUUCUGUGGAGGAUCCCUCAUCAACAACCAGUGGGUGCUGACGGCUGCUCACUGCUUUCCAAGUGGCAGUGCAUCUGGUGUGACUGUAGUUCUGGGUCUUCAGAGUCUGCAGGGAUCCAACCCCAACAGAGUGUCUCGAACAAUAACAACUUUAAUCAUUCAUCCGAACUACAACUCAGAGACAUCGGAUAACGACAUCGCCCUCCUGCAGCUCUCCUCACCAGUAACCUUCAACAACUACAUUACUCCAGUCUGUCUGUCUGCCACCAACAGCACCUUCUACAGCGGCGUCAACACCUGGGUCACCGGCUGGGGCAACAUUGGAAGUGGAGUCUCCCUUCCUGCCCCACAAACCCUUCAGGAAGUACAAGUACCUAUUGUGGGAAACAGACGGUGUAAGUGCAGCUAUGGAGCCAGCUCAAUCACUGACAACAUGGUGUGUGCCGGGUUACUGGAAGGAGGCAAAGACUCUUGUCAGGGAGACUCUGGAGGUCCACUGGUGAUUAAGCAGAACAACCGCUGGAUCCAAGCAGGAGUUGUGAGUUUUGGAAUAGGUUGUGCUCUACCUAAUUUCCCAGGAGUCUACACCAGAGUGUCCCAGUACCAGACCUGGAUCAAUACCCAAAUCACCAGCAAUCAGCCGGGCUUUAUCGCCUUCACCUCCAAUGGAACUGACAGUGACCUCAGUGUGUCGUGUCCAGGAGUGCCACCAAUUGCUACUACUGCCACAACUAUACCUAUUACAAGAACUUAUGUAUCUCUAAUACCAACUAAAACCAUCACAACUAUAACAACCAUGAAGCGCCCAACAACUGCAACUACAACUAAACCUACAACAACCGCCACCCAUUCAACAACCACUACAGCAAAAACUACAACCCGGCCACCAACCGCCACCCAUUCAACAACAACUACAGCAAAAACUACAAACCGACCACCAACCACCACACCCAAAGAGUCGGUGUCGCAGCUUUCUGUUUGUGGUCUGGCAAAUUUGAACAACAGGAUUGUUGGAGGACAAAAUGCUCCUGCAGGGUUCUGGCCUUGGCAGGUCAGUCUGCAGACAUCUUCACACUUCUGUGGAGGAUCCCUCAUCAACAACCAGUGGGUGCUGACGGCUGCUCACUGCUUUCCAAGUGGCAGUGCAUCUGGUGUGACUGUAGUUCUGGGUCUUCAGAGUCUGCAGGGAUCCAACCCCAACAGAGUGUCUCGAACAAUAACAACUUUAAUCAUUCAUCCGAACUACAACUCAGAGACAUCGGAUAACGACAUCGCCCUCCUGCAGCUCUCCUCACCAGUAACCUUCAACAACUACAUUACUCCAGUCUGUCUGUCUGCCACCAACAGCACCUUCUACAGCGGCGUCAACACCUGGGUCACCGGCUGGGGCAACAUUGGAAGUGGAGUCUCCCUUCCUGCCCCACAAACCCUUCAGGAAGUACAAGUACCUAUUGUGGGAAACAGACGGUGUAAGUGCAGCUAUGGAGCCAGCUCAAUCACUGACAACAUGGUGUGUGCCGGGUUACUUGCAGGAGGCAAAGACUCUUGUCAGGGAGACUCUGGAGGUCCGCUGGUGAUUAAGCAGAACAACCGCUGGAUCCAAGCAGGAGUUGUGAGUUUUGGAAUAGGUUGUGCUGAACCUAAUUUCCCAGGAGUCUACACCAGAGUGUCCCAGUACCAGACCUGGAUCAAUACCCAAAUCACCAGCAAUCAGCCGGGCUUUAUCGCCUUCACCUCCAAUGGAACUGACAGUGACCUCAGUGUGUCGUGUUUAAGAGCGCUGCCAAUUGCUACUACUGCCACAACUAUACCUAUUACAAGAACUUAUGUAUCUCUAAUAACAACUACAACCAUCACAACUAUAACAACCAUGAAGCGCCCAACAACUGCAACUACAACUAAACCUACAACAACCGCCACCCAUUCAACAACCACUACAGCAAAAACUACAACCCGGCCACCAACCGCCACCCAUUCAACAACAACUACAAAAAUAACUACAACCUGGCCACCAACUACCACACCCAAAGCUGUGGUUUGUGGACGAGCCACCCUGAACUCUCGUGUCUUAAAUGGAAGUUCAGUGGUAUCUGAAGGUCAGUGGCCGUGGAUGGCGAGUCUACAGAAGAAUGGACAGCAUGUCUGUGGAGGGACACUAGUUUCUCUGGACUCUGUGCUCAGUGAUGCUAACUGCUUCUCAAGUCCUCCUGUGGCGUCUGAGUGGACGGUUGUGUUGGGUCGUCUGAAGCAGAAUGGAUCAAACCCCUUUGAGGUGUCACUGAAUGUGACAAAUAUCACUCUGAGCAACCAGACAGGGUCCAAUGUUGCUGUGCUGCAACUCUCCACCCCGCCCCGCCUGAAUAAUUACAUCCAGCCCAUCUGUCUGGACAACGGAAGAACUUUUCCUGUGGGAACAACAUGCUGGGCUGCAGGCUGGAGUUCUGGACGUGGAGGAAAAGAAGAAGUUCUGCAGGAGUUCCAAACCUCAGUUCUAGAAUGUCCGACUUCAACAGCUGCAAAUGGCAGCAUUUGUACCGGACGCUUUACCCUUGAACAGGGUGACUCUGGAGGCCCCCUCCUGUGUAAGCAGGACGGUUCUUGGUAUCAGGCAGCUGUGUUAUCAUCUACGAACAUUUCAAGCAGGAGAAAACGAGCUGUGUUAUCAUCUACGGCAGUGAUGCAGUUUGAAAAAAUCAGCCGAUUCCAGGACUUCCUGGUUAAGGCGGUGGGAACAUUCCUGUCUCCUGCCUCAACCACCAACAUUACAAUUACCACACCGACGACCAGACCUACUACCGGACCUACCAGACCUUAUACUAGACCAACUACCGGACCUACCAGACCUUAUACCAGCCCCCCUUCUCCCCACACGACUACAAUGAAUGGCUGGAACGUUCAUCAUAAGGUUUUCUUCUACCUUCGUCUCAUUUUCCGGACCUUGUGUUCCCUUUUCUCCUCAAACGAAAGUUAAACUUCUAAUGAUGUGAAAUCCAAAAAUCUCUCCUAAACAAGCUAGCGUUUGACUCCUCCCUCAUGGCGUUCCAAAUAGGAAGUACACACAGACUUCAAGGGGCCAAAUCUUAUAGAAAUGACUCGGUUAUUCCAUUUAUCAAAAUAACCAUUCUUGCUCUGAUACAUCUUUAUAACAUGUUCUUCAUAAUCCUUUUUUUCAUAUUUUUUCUGUAGUUCAAGUUAUUCAAACUAUAAACUAACCAGUCAGAUGCUUCAAUAUGAGUAGGGCUGGACUCAGAUGAAGAAGAGAAGAGCUUCAAUCUGAUUGCUAAGUCUAUGGAACAGGAUAAAACCAAACAAUCUGGCACAGGACAAAGGGAGACUCAGGGUACGUCUGAAUUUCCACCCUAACCCCUAUGUAGUGCACUAUAUAGUGCUUUCGACAUUUUGUUGAUGUCCGAAUCUACAAUUCCCAAAUCCAGUGCCCUGGAAAUUUCCUAAAAAGUCUCUGCAAAAAACCAGUGUGCAUCGAUGCUCACUAGAUCAACAAAUUUAGACCACAAUGCAAUGAAUUGCAUUGGAAAAAAUUUUAACAAAAAGAGCGUUAUCUACAAAAGACAGUGGACUCAUAAAUAAUCGUCGCAAAACGCUAAU